AUGGGGCGGCUUCUCUCUGUACUCAUGUUCCCAGUGAGCUGCCUGAUCCUCUUGUGGGUGGCCGGUUCCGGGGGCAUGAGGGUCCUUCAGAAUCCCACCUGCUUCUCCGACUACAUCGCCUUCUCCACCUGUGAGUGGGUGAUGUCCAAGCCCACCGACUGCCGGGCCGAGCUCCGCCUGACCUACCAGCUCAACUUUUACUUCUCUGAAAUCAACAAAUGUAUCCCUGAGAACAAAGCAGGUGCGGGGGACACGGUGUGCAUAUGCCAUAUGCUGACAGAUAACGUGGUCAGAGAAGAUACCUACCAGGUGGACCUGUGGGGCGGCGAGCAGCUGCUGUGGAACAGCUCCUUCAAGCCCAGUGAGCAUGUGAAACCGCUGGCCCCCAGAAACCUCACAGUUGAGGCCGACAUCUCCCACACGUGGCUGCUGACAUGGAACAACCCAUACCCUUCUGAGAACCACCUGAACUCCGAGCUCUCCUACCUGGUCAACAUCUCAAAUGAAAACGACCCCACGGAUUUUAGAAUCUAUAACGUGACCUACUUGGGGUACAGCCUCCGUGUCUCGGCCAGCACCCUGAAGUCUGGAGCUUCCUACAGCGCACGGGUGAAGGCCUGGGCUCAGAGCUACAACAGCACUUGGAGUGAGUGGAGCCCCAGCACCAAAUGGCUUAACUACAACGGGGAGACCUUGGAGCAGCGCCUCCAACUGGGCGUCGGCAUCUCCUGCGUCAUCAUCCUGGCGGUGUGCGUGUCCUGCUAUAUCAGCAUCAUCAAGAUUAAGAAAGAAUGGUGGGACCAAAUUCCCAACCCAGCCCACAGCCCCCUCGUGGGUGUCGUCAUUCAGGAUUCUCAGAUGCCACUGUGGCGGAAGCGGUCUCGAGGCCAGGAACCAGCCAAGUGCCCACACUGGAAGACUUGUCUUGCCAAGCUCCUGCCCUGUUUACUGGAGCAUGGCAUGGAUAGGGAUGAAGACUUCUCCAAGGCUGCUAGAAAUGAGCCUUCCCAAGGUCCUGGGAAAGUAGCCUGGCGCCCCGUGGAGGUCAGCAAGACGAUCCUCCGGCUAGAGAGCAUCAGCGUGGUGCGGUGCGUGGAGCUGUUUGAGGCCCAAGUGGAGAAGGAAGAAGAGGAUGUGGAGGAAGAUAAAGGGAGCUUCUGCCCAUCGCCUGAGAACAGCAGGGGCCUCUUCCAGGGGGGCAGGGAGGACAUCGUGGCCCGGCUGACAGAGAGCAUGUUUCUGCCCCUUCUCAGAGAUGAGACUGGGGGCUUUAGUCCACAAGGUGUGGAGCAGUCCUGCCUUCUUCCCCCUUUAGAAAAUGAGAGUGCUCCGAAGCCCUGGGCCGAGUUCCCAAGUGUGGGGCCCCAGGAGGCAUCGUCUGAGGACAAGGAACAGACUCUGAACCCAGAGUCAAGUCCCCCGGCCACUCCGACCCAGAACCCAGCCAGCCUGGCUCUCCCAGAGAUGCCCGCCGUCAUCUCCGACAACCCCGCUUACCGCAGCUUCAGCACCCUCCUGAGUCAGUCCUCGGACCCUGGAGAGCUUGACUCGGACCCACAGCUGGCUGAACACCUGGGGGAAGUGGACCCUGACGUCCCCGCCGCCCCCCAGCCAGAACCAGAAACCUGGGAGCAGAUCCUGCGUCAGAGGGUCCUCCAGCACAGAGUGGCCCCCGGCCCUACCUUGGCCCCUAGCAGCGGCUACCGGGAAUUUGUGCAGGCGGUGAAGGAGGGCGGCGCCCAGGACAGCGGGCUGGCCAGCUUCGGGCCCUCUGAAGAGGCGGGCUACAAGGCCUUCUCCAGCUUGCUUGCCAGCAGUGACAGCUGCCCUGCAACUUCUGGGGUUGAGCCCAGCGGCGGGGAAGGGGGCUACAAACCCUUCCAGAGCCUCGCUUCUGGCUGCCCCGGGACCCCUACCCCCAUUCCCGUCCCCCUGUUCACCUUCGGACUGCACGUGGACCCCCCUCACAGCCCUCAGGACUCAGAGUGGCCUGAGUUGGAGGCAGCAGCCAAGGGAGAUGACGGACAGAAACCUCUCUUCGCCCCGGUGCCGGCCACGGACGCCCUCAGGGACGACCUGGGCAAUGGCAUCGUCUACUCAGCCCUCACCUGCCACCUGUGUGGCCACCUGAAGCAGUGCCAUGGCCAGGAGGAGGCUGGCAAGGCGCAGACUGUGGCCAGCCCCUGCUGCGGCUGCUGCUGUGGGGACAGGUCCUCACCCCCGCUGAGUCCUCUGAAGGCCCCGGACUCCCUGCCCCAGGGGGACCCACUGGAGGCCAGCUUCUCUACGGCCUCCCUAGCACCCUUGGGUGUCUCAGAGGAGGGGAAGUGCCCUCUGUUCAAUGCCCCCAGCCAUGUCCAGAGCUCAGGCCAGGCUCCUGCAGUGGCGGCUGUGCUCUCCCCCGGGCCCACGUGCAUGGAUGCUUCCUAG
Molecule: messenger RNA, 2430 nt
Organism: Rangifer tarandus platyrhynchus (Svalbard reindeer)
Lineage: Eukaryota; Metazoa; Chordata; Mammalia; Artiodactyla; Cervidae
Source: the annotation of a GenBank genome assembly